CCAUAGAUUCGGAGACAACACAAAAUGUCGCUCCUACGACCUUCAAUUAGCGGCCGAUUACUUAGAGCUGGCGGAUCAGCAUCGCAAAGGGGUCUUUCCGGCGCUGUGCGGUUCAACAGUCAAGAUGCCCAAUCCAAAGAGCUCCAGACAGCAACUCCCACCUCGAUGACAGAAGGAGUCCAGCUCAGACACAACCAGCAAAACUACUUUGCGGAGGUAGACCAGGCUACAUCGUAAGAAUGGGAUUGGAUUAUUGGGAAUUUGUGCGCUAAUUCAUUUAGACAAUUCUCGCCGGUUCCAAAACGAGUUAUGGAUGGAAGUCAUGAGGGAACGGUUUUGGCCGCAGCAGUCUUAUCUGGAGCACCAAUUGAGUUGGAAACAAGAACCGUUCGGUAUAUACUGGAAAAUCAAGGUCAGGAAGAGUCAUUCUAACGUACAAUUAGCAUAUACAAACCUACCAAACCCGCCACUCAAUCCGGAGACUGGCAUGGACACCACUGGCGAAUGGACUGGGAUACAUUGCCAAAAGGACAUCGAUGGGAGAAUCCAUUGAUGGGAUGGCAGUCAUCGGCAGAUUUCAUGCAAGGCACCAACGUAAACUUCAAGACGAAAGAGGAGGCCAUCAGAUUCGCGGAGAAGCAAGGUUACGAAUACUACGUCCAGGAGCCCCAAAGUCGAAAGAUUACUCCAAAGCUCUAUGCUAAUAACUUCUUGUGGUCUGAUAAGAAGUUGAAGCAUAUUCGGACCAAGUAG
This is a messenger RNA of Hymenoscyphus albidus, 753 nucleotides long. Lineage: Eukaryota; Fungi; Ascomycota; Leotiomycetes; Helotiales; Helotiaceae. The record is from the annotation of a GenBank genome assembly.